AUGAUUCGUCAGAGGCAGUACAAUCCUGCUCUGCAUCAAAUGUUGAUACCGUCAUUAUCAGAAUGGAUUUUCGAGCAAAAACAAGUGGAUGCGUAUUGGUUAAGGAAUCAAUUUGGUGAUCGGGGAGAUUUUCAACAGUUACCAUUUCUUUUUCCUCUUACACAGGCAAUGAAAUCGAACGAUGAACCGACCGAUGUUCUGCGAAAACCUUUUCAAUCAAUUUCCCCCACUCAAACGAUCGGCAACACAAAUAAAUCAUCGAUAUUGAACUUUUCCAUCGAAAGAAUCUUAGGUGGCCGUAAAACACCUGAAAGGUUGUCCUCACCCUCUCUCCAUUGUCGUGGUCACAAGUCCCUUCCAUAUCCACUGAGAAAAGAAAAUGGCAAAAUCAUCUACGAAUGUGUCCAAUGCUACAAAACAUUCAGCCAAUUGUCGAAUCUCAAAGUUCAUUUGAGAACUCAUACUAAUGAAAGACCAUUUACCUGCACACAAUGUCCAAAAUCAUUCACACAAUUCGCCCAUCUUCAAAAACACACGCUAGUUCAUUCAGGUGAACGACCAUACUCAUGUCCAUAUUGCCCGAAACGAUUCUCAUCAACAUCGAACUUGAAAACGCAUUCACGUCUACAUACGGGCGACAAACCAUAUCUCUGUCCAAAUCAAUCCUGCUCAGCACGCUUCACACAACUUGUACAUUUGAAAUUACACAUCAAAACUCAUUUGGAUGAAUCAACGUCACCAUCAAAAGACAUGAAAUUCAAUUCGAUUUUGUAG
Molecule: messenger RNA, 774 nt
Organism: Adineta ricciae
Lineage: Eukaryota; Metazoa; Rotifera; Eurotatoria; Adinetida; Adinetidae
Source: the annotation of a GenBank genome assembly